AGGCAGUAUUGACACCUAAAGCCCGUUUUCUUCCCACAAUCCACCGCGGUCCUCCACAUUUGUUGCUCUGAGUGUCAAACCCAAGAUGUCGCUGCAUCGGCUGUUCCAGCUGUCCUCUCUGCUGCGCUCCGCCGUGAGCCUCACCCUGCGCAGGAACGUCGGCAUCUCUGCGGUGGUCUUCAACAAGGCCAAGGAGCUCGACCCCAUCCAGAAGCUCUUCCUGGACAAGAUCCGGGACUACAGCGGCAAGAGCAAGACCUCCGGCGGCAUCGUGGACGCGGGGCCCGAGUACCAGAAGAACAUGACCGAGGAAGUAGCCAAACUCCAGAGGCUAUACGGAGGAGGAGACCUCAACAAGUUUCCAGACUUCAAAUUCGCUGAGGCGAAACUCGACGAAGGCGCCAAGUGAAGGACGUCCAUGUUGUAAAUCUCCUACAUGUCUCAAAUAUGUUGUAUUUAAUAAAAGUGUGGAGCGAAAAAUGA
Molecule: messenger RNA, 483 nt
Organism: Xiphophorus maculatus (southern platyfish)
Lineage: Eukaryota; Metazoa; Chordata; Actinopteri; Cyprinodontiformes; Poeciliidae
Gene: atp5pf
Product: ATP synthase peripheral stalk subunit F6
Exons: 4
Coding region: 86-409 (107 amino acids)
Biological process (GO): proton motive force-driven ATP synthesis
Molecular function (GO): proton transmembrane transporter activity
Source: RefSeq, a predicted model, not a curated record